UAGACCAAUCAAAUAAAUAUCAACAUCUACAAUGACUUAUAAUGUUAACCAUUUUCAAUGACUAUUCUAGUUCAUACUUGGUGGUAUCACUGGAGCUAAUCAGAAAUGCCUUUCAGUUGGGCAUCGAUUAUUUUAACCUUAUUUUGCUUAAUUUGUAAAUGUUUGUCAAAUGUAAACUAUCCAAGUUGCAGUGUAUCCCAAUAUUUAAUGCACAAUGAAUCAGAUAUGGAAUUGCUUACAAGUGAUAAUGAAUGUCAUGUUGUUUUAGUUGAAAGUAUACCUGAGAAUGUCACAUUUUCAAUGGGUUCCCCAAAACACCUAUCAACCUAUAUGGCAUGGAAACUUUUAAUUGAUUCUGCCGAGAAAAAUAUUUCAAUUGCAUCAUUUUACUGGAGUUUAUCCGUAGAUAAAAAGUUCAAUUUCACUGCUACUGAACAGGGGUCAAAUAUACUAAAAAUGUUAGUUGAUCGAGGAAAAGAAGUUGACCUAAAAAUAGCUCAAAAUGGAAAGGAAACAAAUUCCACAGAUUUGAUGAACUUGACCGAAUCUGGCGCUCAAAUUAGAUGGCUUGAUUUUCAUCGACUUGUUGGACAAGGGGUUUUACAUACAAAGUUAUGGUCAGUUGAUGCCAAAAAUGGUUAUGUGGGUAGCGCAAAUAUGGACUGGAGAUCACUAACACAAGUUAAAGAGUUAGGCGUUCUUAUAUAUAACUGUCCAGAAAUAAUGAACGACUUGGAAAAAGUAUGGAAAGUUUAUUGGUCACUUGGCAAUCCAAAUGGUUCUGUUCCUCAAAAAUGGCCUGAAGAAUUGGAAACAAACUAUAACAGAAGUAACCCACUUAUUACGAACAUUAAUGGUAUCUUAUCACGUGUAUACUUUCCAAGUUCUCCUUCUUCGUUCAACCCACCUGGACGAAAUGAUGACUUAGAUGCUCUACUCUCCGUUAUAAAUGCUGCGGAAAAAUUUAUUUAUAUAUCUGUUAUGAAUUUCCUGCCUGAAGUCAUAAAUUAUGAUAAAAAUAUACAUUCACAAUUUUGGCCAGUUAUUGAUAAUGCGUUGCGUAAGGCUGCAAUUGACCGUUCUGUUGAAGUACGCUUACUAAUCAGCAAAUGGAAACAUACUUCGUCGGUUACUGAGAACUUUUUGAAUUCCAUACGAGCAAUCAGUGGAGUUCGAUCGGCUCAAGUUCGUGUUCGUUACUUUGUUGUACCUUCGUAUACUGACACACAAAAAAGAAUGCCAUAUGCUCGUGUGAAUCAUAAUAAAUAUAUGGUAACCGAUAAAACAGCUUACAUAGGUACUUCUAAUUGGUCCGGUGAUUACUUCCUUUAUACGGGUGGUGUCGCUUUCGUUUAUGAAGAAGGAAAUCAUACUUCAAAUGACUUAAAUCAAGAAAAUACGGAUCAUAGUGAAUUUUGUUUACCGAAACCUGUAUCUAUCAGAAAACAAUUGGAAAACGUUUUCUUUCGAGAUUGGAAUUCAGAGUUUACCAAUGAACUUUAAAUAAUUUUCUUAUAGAAUUUACUCUUAUCAAUGGAAUAAAUUCUUAUUAUUUAUAAACACUAAACUGAUAAAUGUAAGAUUAAUGUUGUGUUUUUUUUAAGAUAAAAUAAUCGUUCAAAACUUUUUCGUCUUAUUCCUAUUUAAAUGCACAUGAUCCUUGUUUUUUGAUCUCAUCUUGUGAUUCCGAAUAGAACUGCUGAUAUGAUUGAGGAUUUAUAAAUAGCUUAAGAAUGCAUUCAUCUAAUUUAUAGUUUAUUUUAAACAAACCAUAAACAUCGUCAUCAUAUGAUAUUUCUUAUCAUGUCCAGAUAUAUUCGUUCGUAGUUGAAUCCUAACAAUUAUUUUUAAUUUAAAUAAAGUAGACUUACUGGUCUAGCUUCAUAAUGUCUAUUUCACUGUAGAUAUUCUUUGUAUUUAAAUUCAAGUUAUCGAAACUGGCAAAUGGACUCGUUCUGUUCUUUCGACGUUUGACUAGUUAAACGUGGCACGGUGCUAAGUUUAGUAUGACUUGAGUACUAUGUGUUUGGAUAAGAUUCCCAUCAAAAUUUAUAUGACUGAGUGGCUUAAUAAUUUGAUUUUAUACAUUUCAACCUUUAUGUAAUUUGAUCUAUAGACUAACACUCACAUAAACAGUACGGUUUAAUUACAUUUAUAAACUUAAUUGAGGCUGAUCAACUAAAACUUCAUUUACAGUUUAGUUGACUGGUGAUAUAUUGCAUCGUAAGCCACAUAAUAACUGUUAUAACUUAUGACCUGUGUGCCCUGUUUAUUGUAUAACGUAAUGAUAUCGCGAAGCAGAGAGCAGUGAAUUAUCGACCGGGCCAGUGACGCAUGAAACCCGUGCGAGCACUCUAGUGUCUUGAUUGGUCCUGCAUCCUCCUAGCUCAGUCAGUUAACUCCAGAACACCAACCUCAGCCUCUGCGAUAUGAAUCAUUUAUUUCAAGCAUACUGGGUUUAUAUACCAACCAGACAAACCACAGCGUACCAUAAAAUAUGAAACAACAUUUGUACAAGAAUUAGCCAAAUGUGGCUGUGAAUGAGGGAGGUAGUAAUUAAUAGACAGGCCAUAACUCAAGAAUGGUAAAUCGUAUAAUAAUAGUUCAUAGGUCAAAAUAAAGCUCAUGAUAAGAUGGACAUGAAUAUGAACAGUUUAGUUACUUAAGAAUUAUACUAUAAAAAUAUGCGCAUAGUAUUUGUCCAUAAAUGGAUCCCAAAAGUUACCAUUCAUUAUUCGUAUCGGGACAUAACAAUAACACAAGUUAUAAAAGAACACGUCGGUUGAUUUGAAGAAACUUGAGAAUAAGUCUGUGAUAGCGUUACAUGCAUUAGAAACAGGACAAAAGAUUAAUUUUGAAGUGACCAAAAUACUUCAGAAAGGUUUUAACACCCAUAAAGAAAAAUUGACAGCAGAAGCGCUGUAUAUAUGGGCGAACAAGAACAGCCUGAACCGAAAAGAUGGCAUUCAACUGUCGACUACCUGGCAAAUUUCGUUAUGACAAGUAAUUUGAAACCUAUCUUUAUUCAACCUGUUUAUUCCACAUGUAUCGUUAUUUUUGACUGAUUUCAAUAAGUUUUUAGCUAUACAAUUAGGUAUUUAUCAACCUUGAACUUGCACUUUUAUUUAUUUUUUCCUUCAUAUAUAACAUAAUCAACACAGAACAUCAAUAAUUAAUCUCACACAUACAUACCUACACACUCACACACAAACAAUUUGUUAUUCAGUUAAUUAUUUCCAUGUAGUUGAAUUUCCCACAUGAAUUGUAGUUAACUGACUCAUUUUAUCCUAUUUUACAAAAAUCAACAUCCAAAUUUGAUUGGUGUAACACAGUAUAGUUAUUAUUGUUAAAGAGCUACAUAUUUAUUUAAUGAUUUUGAUUAUUA
Messenger RNA from Schistosoma haematobium, 3385 nucleotides. RefSeq names its product 5'-3' exonuclease pld3 (gene PLD3). The transcript is spliced from 9 exons. Gene Ontology annotation, molecular function: catalytic activity. The record is from RefSeq and is a predicted model, not a curated record. NCBI's taxonomy places the organism in Eukaryota, Metazoa, Platyhelminthes, Trematoda, Strigeidida, Schistosomatidae. Bases 106 to 1503 code for a protein of 465 amino acids.